AAUACAUUUACAAUUAUUAUUCAUAGUAAUUUCGGGGGAAAAUGGCUUCCUCCCCUCGCACCGUCGAAGAGAUCUUCAAAGACUAUAACGCUCGACGCUCUGCUCUUGUUCGUGCUCUCACUUACGAUGUUGAUGAUUUCUACUCGCAAUGCGAUCCAGAUAAGGAGAACUUGUGUCUUUAUGGACACCCAAAUGAGGCCUGGGAGGUAGCUUUACCAGCCGAGGAAGUUCCACCCGAGCUCCCUGAGCCGGCCUUGGGUGUUAAUUUUGCUAGAGAUGGGAUGAACCGUAAAGACUGGCUUUCGCUGGUUGCUGUGCAUAGUGAUUGUUGGUUGCUCUCUUUGGCUUUCUACUUUGGAGCUCGACUUAAUCGUAAUGAGAGGAAGCGCUUAUUUAGCAUAAUAAACGAACUUCCCACUGUCUUUGAAGUGGUAACUGGAAGGAAGCCGGUGAAAGAGAAACCCACGGUUGAAAGCGGAAGCAAAUCCCGGAACAGCACUAAGAGGUCAAUUGAUGGACAGCCAAGAAGCAAUCCUAAGUUAGCUGAUAAUAGUUACGAGGGGGAUGAAGAAGAGCAGAGUGAUACCUUUUGUGGGAGCUGUGGAGGAGGAUACAAUUCCGAUGAGUUUUGGAUCGGUUGUGACAACUGUGAACGGUGGUACCACGGAAAAUGUGUGAAGAUAACACCGGCAAAGGCGGAAACGAUUAAGUUUUACAACUGCCCUUCUUGUCAAAAGAAGGUAAGGCAAUAGCCGUCAAUGGAGGGGUUAACCCUGAUCGGUUUUAUUCACCGAUGUUGUUGUUGUAAAGCAGCUAUGUCGAAUGAAUGCGUAAUCCCGUUGUUACGAGUCUGUCCUUGAUCUAAAGUCGAUCACUUCGGUUCUUUAGGUACAUUAAUAGUAUGUAGUUUCAUACAUAUGGAUGAUAUGCUUAGGGUUUAUAAUCAUGUUCGGUUUUAAUGUUU
Hibiscus syriacus is the source of this 964-nucleotide messenger RNA. Its product is annotated as PHD finger protein ALFIN-LIKE 2-like. Gene Ontology annotation, molecular function: transcription cis-regulatory region binding; transcription coregulator activity; histone binding. The record is from RefSeq and is a predicted model, not a curated record. Lineage: Eukaryota; Viridiplantae; Streptophyta; Magnoliopsida; Malvales; Malvaceae. Gene Ontology annotation, biological process: regulation of DNA-templated transcription. The transcript has 5 exons. The coding region runs from base 42 to 752 and encodes 236 amino acids. Gene Ontology annotation, cellular component: nucleus.